Molecule: messenger RNA, 2597 nt
Organism: Symsagittifera roscoffensis
Lineage: Eukaryota; Metazoa; Xenacoelomorpha; Acoela; Convolutidae
Product: nuclear protein MDM1-like
Exons: 15
Coding region: 19-2496 (825 amino acids)
Biological process (GO): negative regulation of centriole replication
Molecular function (GO): microtubule binding
Source: RefSeq, a predicted model, not a curated record
CUUAUUAAAUAGAAGUCAAUGGGUGUCAAGUUUAAGGGACAUUCGGAGUACCAGAGUACGUACAAGUGGAAGGACUCGCUCAAGUCAGCCUCCAAUGAGCCGGCCGAAGAGCUAUUAGCUCAGGAAGCGGGAAAACCCUCAUACUACUUGGCCUACACUUUGCAAGAGCCGCCCCUGCAGCACAAGAGGAGGAUCACAGACCCCUAUGUGACCAAUCAGCUGCUGGAGACCACCAAUCCGAGAGAGAUAGAGGAACUCAUCAACGGCUCGCCCAAUCCUGCUACUGAAGCCAGGAGACCAAAGACUAGUGUAAAAUACUCUGAGCCUGCUGGAGCCAAGACGAAACUCAUCGGCCCUGCAGCUGAAACAGCUAUGUCUAAAACAUAUCAAGUGAAAGCUAAACAACCAGCUGUAGCCAAUCCAGAAGUGUUGAAAAAGAAAUCGUUGCCGUCCAAGCAUGAUUACAAACUGUCGCCCCCAAAAGCGCCUCGCUUUGAAAAGUCGGCUCAACCAACCGUCGACUAUCCGCACGCAAAUCCAGAACCCUACUUGGAAGAUGCCAAAACGGAAAUUGUGAAGUCAAGUUUGGAGAAAGGGUUAGACGAUAGCGUCAAAGCCGAAAUUAAGAUGAAAACUAUGGCAGCAUCAGUGGUUCCCAAAGUGAAGCCUCGAGUUUCUGAGUACAGUCGCAAUUUUCCUAAAUGGGAUAACUUCUCUCGUUCCAAGCCAACACUAGAUGAUUCUGAGGUGGUGUUCAAGUCGCACGCUGGUAUUCCGCCAUAUGCCAGCGACUACAUUCAGAGAUCCAGUUCGUACCAGAGGGAGUUCAAGGACUGGAGCAGAAGUGCCUCUCUGGCCAGGAGCAGAAGUCUCGCGGCCAGACCUCAGAGGGCCAGGGAUGACAUUACAGUAGCUGCAAAGUCUGCUUCGAGCAAAAAUAACAAGGAGUUCCAAGAUGUCAGAUUGACUGAAUCUACCACUAAACAUCUGCCCCCACAGGUUCCCCAGUUUCCAAUGAGAAAACUUCGAACUACGUAUAAUUCGAGCUUCAAGGAUAUAACCAGAGCUGAACUCUCCAAAACUGCGCCGGUUGCAUCAGAUGCUAAAGUCAAGGAGACUCCCCUGGUCAAGGAAGUUGGAGACUUGAGACAAAAGGCUGCCUACUACGGAGCAAGACAUCUGGGCACGCACAUAUCCAGAGACCACCUGGGACAGCUCAUAGCCCAGAAUGCCGACAAGUGGGACGACCCUGGAAGUCCUGCUUCUGCGGAAGACAUGGCGGAGAAUGGGGAGCUUGCUAAUGCUUUGGAUUUAGCGAGAAGUGUCAAAGCUGCUGCUCCUAAAAUGAAAACUAGCUACAGUAAACCCGAUCGGCCAGCAGGUCUGCCCAGCAAAUUGCAGCGAUGGGAUUUUGAUCCCGCCAAGAAAGGAGUCAUUCCGUCCGAAGCGGGGAAACAGCGUGUGAACAAAGUGAGCUGCGAUGAAUAUCAAGAGAGUGAAGAAGCGAAUCCGAGAAAUGAACUAAACAUGAAUGACGAACUUGUUCACUCAGAAGAUGUGUCCGAGGACGAAGCCGAUGUAGAGAAAGGAAAAGAAACAAACUUUGACCAGAAGAAGUAUAUUGAACGGUCUUCUAACAAAACAAAAGUUAUAGCUAGUGCUUCCACGAUGAAGGCAGAACGAGAGUACGACUUGAUUCCUGGCAGUAGUCGUAGCUCCGAGGGAACUCCUAGACCUAGAUUUGGAUUACGUAACACCCUGGAGCUAGGACGAGUGCCCACUCCCGAGAUGGGCAAGACGGCGAGCAAGAGCAAAUCGUACUUCCCGAAGAGCAGACACCAUUUGGACAGAACAACUGUGAUCAAACCAGAAUCUGGGAGAGCAGACGACAAUAAGUGUCCGAAGCCCAGAGUGAAAGCCAGACCCAACAGUGCGCGGCCCGAAAUCAAGUCAUCCGAGGAUCACUUUGGAGCUCCUCAGCUUCCCCACCACAAAGUUCAAGCUGAGAAUCGGAAGCCCAAGGAAACGAAUGCAGCCAAACCGGUGCACCCUAAAGCCAAAGUAGACUCGUGGAUUGUCAAGUCUCCUAGAAACCAUGCAAAUACCCAAUAUUCGUUCACACCGGCGAGGUCAUUCGGGCGUCCGACUGGAGAUACGCAUGAAAUUGUUCUGAACACAUCUGCCUCUGAGUCGCCUAGUCCGAUGCCCUUCUCUACAGCUGUGAUUGAGAGACACCAGGGAAACGACGAAGGGUUUGAGGAGGAGGCUGCAAUGGGACUGAAGUACCGCAGUUACGGCGAAAACCGAAUGAGGAAGGCUCAUAAAGACCAUUCAAACAACUACGACAUGGAGUCUCUGAGACUGCCUCUUGACUCAUUAAAAGAAAAAGAUGACUUAGACAAGGUUUCCAUAACGAGUCUGGCUUCAUCCAGAUCCAUGGCAUCGGAAAUUCUAGAGCGGGCCAGGAAUCGAAGAGAUAAACUGAGAGUGAAAUAAACUAAAGCAGAAUGUUCGACUGAGAAUGACAAUUUAAUGAUAAGAAUUUGAAGCAUAUGGAUAAAAUUGUUAAAUUUUCAAGCAUAGGAAUCCAAUUUAAU